ACACACACGAACGAGUGGGCAUCUGUUCUUCACUUAAAAUUCUCCUUCUCUCUCACACAUACACAUUCUUGUGUGUGAAAGAGAAGCAGGAGUCAAUCAAGUACCCCACAAAAUUCAGAAACUCUAGUUUGAAUUAGGUCCAGUUUCUGCUAGAUUUUGAAGCUCUCUCUCUCGUCUCUCUCUUUAUUUAUCCGUGUGUAUUGUGUAUAAAGAAGAUGAGGAAAGAGAGGGAGAUGGGGUUAAUUAAUCAUAAAGAAACAUCAAGAAUUCAAGAUUGAUCAAAAGAAUUCUUGGAUUACCCCACACAGACACACAUGGAACUCACGGAUUCAAGAAACAAUAAACAAAUCAACACCAGCACCUCUUGCGCCUCCACCUCCGUUACUAGUGGCGCCACCACUUCGGCCACCUACUUUCUCACUCCAUCUCAUCAUCUCCUCCAGCGCCUCCACCCCAACGCCCACCAUCAACAGUACGAACAUGGCCAAUCAUCACAGUUCAUUACUAAUUCGUCUGUUGGUGGAGUUACGGGUGGCGCGUCGUCAUCGGCAUCAUCCACUACCAGUGCUUCCACCUACUCCACCAGUCAGACGCCGCAGCCGCCGGAGGUCGUGGACGCCUCUUUAGCAAUCGCUACCGGAUCAGAAACCCUUGUUGACUCCUCGAAGAAAUCCCAUAACCAGCUGCAAAUUGCUCUACAACCACAAGAACAGCAAGUACAAACCCAACCACCACCAAAAAAGGUUACCAAGGAUCGCCAUACGAAGGUCGACGGCCGGGGCCGGCGCAUAAGAAUGCCUGCCAUCUGCGCCGCUAGGGUUUUUCAGCUUACCAAAGAACUAGGCCACAAGUCCGACGGUGAAACAGUUGAGUGGCUCUUACACCAAGCCGAGCCAGCCAUCAUAGCGGCCACAGGUACCGGCACAAUUCCAGCUAAUAUUUCGACCCUCAACAUCUCUCUUCGAAGCAGCGGCUCCACUCUGUCGGCUCCAUCUUCAAAAUCAGCUCCACAUUCUUUUCAUGGCGCACUAGGGCUAACACAACAACCUUACGAAGAGAAUUUUUCACAAAUGUUAGGGUUUCGCCAUCAUCAGCAGCAGCAGCACCCUCAUCUUUUACAAGCAACUCAAAUUGCAGAAUCCUUAGCGAGCGGAAGCGGCGGCGGAGGUGGAGAUGGUAGCGACGGCGGAGGACAAGAACCCAACGAGAAUUACUUGCACAAGAGAUACAGAGAAGAUUUAUUCAAAGAAGAAGGGACUAAUAAUUCUCAAGGAGAAGGCUCCGAUUCACCUUCACACAAGCAAUUCAAGGGGAACAAUCUGCAAAUUUUACAAAAAUCGCAUGAAUCACCGGCCAACGGACAAUCUUCUCCGAGUCUAAUCCGACAUACCAACAUGAUGCCCGCCACUGCCAUGUGGGCUGUGGCACCAGCACCGAGCAGCGGAACCACCGCCGGCGGUGGCGCGUUCUGGAUGCUCCCAUUCACCUCCGGUAACAACGGCCAGGCGUUGACUGCAGCGGCCACACCCGUGACAAGCCCCCAAAUGUGGCAAUUUCCGGGUGGGAACAGUCUCCAAACGCCAUUACAUUUCAUGCCGAGGUUCAAUUAUUCUGGGAAUCCUGAUUUUCAAGGAGGAAGAUCGAGUCCGUUGCAAUUGGGAUCAAUGCUAAUGCAGCAACAGCAAACGGCGUCUCAAUAUCUUGGAUUAAAUGUGUCGGGGGAGACGAAUUUGGGGAUGUUAGCGGCGCUUAAUGCUUACUCCAGAGGGGGUUUGAAUAUGAGUUCAGAUCAAUUUGAACAUCAUCAACAGCAGCAGCAGCAGCCUCAAGACUCUAAAAGUGGUGAAGAUGGACAAAAUGCUUCUCAGUAAUGCUUGAAAUUGGGAAACUAAUUCAAGGAAGGUAUGUAGGUAACUAGUUCUUAUUCUAAGUUAAUCAGUGUUUAUGAUUAAUUUUUGUUUGUGUGUUUGGAGUGAUUGUUAUGAAUUCGGAAUUUGAAGUGUAAUUUGUUAGUUUGGUCCAAAGGGACAAUACUAGGAAUUAAUUAAGAGAGAGAGAGAGAGAGACUAAUAGUGAAUGUGUAUAGGAGGAACUUGAUUACAAUUUGGAAACUGAAAAUGAAUAUUGAGUUUAA
This is a messenger RNA of Olea europaea var. sylvestris, 2134 nucleotides long. RefSeq names its product transcription factor TCP8-like. Bases 315 to 1871 code for a protein of 518 amino acids. Gene Ontology annotation, cellular component: nucleus. Gene Ontology annotation, molecular function: DNA-binding transcription factor activity; sequence-specific DNA binding. NCBI's taxonomy places the organism in Eukaryota, Viridiplantae, Streptophyta, Magnoliopsida, Lamiales, Oleaceae. The record is from RefSeq and is a predicted model, not a curated record. The transcript is spliced from 2 exons.